AUUAACCUGAGUUCCAGACUGUCAUGGCGGCAGGAGAGCGAACUUGCAGUUUCUCUACGACCUACCCCUCUAUAGGUGAAGUGGGAGAUGGCUCAGGGUCUCCAGGUUACUAGGGCAGCUGGAAGUCCAGGGCCCUCUGCUCUUCUGCACCCCACCCCCACCUCUAAACCUUGGUCAUCUGAUUUAAGGGAAUGUCAACACCAGCCUCAGGAGUCAGGUGUCAGUAACUCCAGAAUGUGGCAGCUCACAAGCCUCUUGCUGUUCGUGACCACCUGGGGAAUUUCCGGCACACCAGCUACUCUUGAACCAGACUCCGUGUUCUCCAGCAGUGAGCGCGCCCACCAGGUGCUGCGGAUCCGCAAGCGUGCCAACACCUUCCUGGAGGAGCUGCGUCCCAGCAGCCUGGAGAGAGAGUGUGUAGAGGAGAAAUGUGACUUUGAAGAGGCCAAGGAGAUUUUCCAAGACGUGGAUGACACACUGGCCUUCUGGUCCCAGUAUGUCGAUGGCGACCAGUGUGCAGCCCCGCCCUCGGAGCACCCGUGCACCAGCCCCUGCUGCAGACACGGCGUCUGCACCGACGGCAUCGGCGGCUUCAGUUGCGCCUGCAGUCGUGGCUGGGAGGGCCGCUUCUGCCAGCACGAGGCGCUCUUCUCCAACUGCUCGCUGGACAACGGUGGCUGCGCGCAAUACUGCCUGGAGGAGGCCGACCAGCGCCGCUGCAGCUGUGCCCAGGACUACAAGCUGGGGGACGACCACAGGCAGUGCGACUCCACAGCGAAGUUCCCUUGUGGGAGGCCGUGGAAAAGAAUGGAGAAGAAGCGCAACAUGCUGAAACGUGAUGCAGACCAAGGAAACCUGACUCAGAUAGACCCACGACUCAUUGACGGGAAGGUGACCAAACGGGGAGACAGCCCCUGGCAGGUGAUCCUGUUGGACUCGAAGAAGAAGUUAGCCUGUGGGGCGGUGCUCAUCCACCCUUCCUGGGUGCUGACAGCGGCCCACUGCAUGGAGGACCCCAAGAAGCUCAUCGUCAGGCUUGGGGAGUAUGACUUGCGGCGCUGGGAGAAGUGGGAGUUGGACCUGGACAUCAAGGAGGUCCUCAUCCACCCCAACUACAGCAGGAGCACCAGUGACAACGACAUCGCGCUGCUGCGCCUGGCCCAGCCCGCCACCCUCUCGCAGACUAUAAUCCCCAUCUGCCUCCCUGACAGUGGCCUUGCAGAGCGCGAGCUCAACCAAGCUGGCCAAGAGACGGUGGUGACGGGCUGGGGCUACCAGAGUAGCCGAGAGAAAUACACCAAGAGAAACCGCACCUUCAUCCUCAACUUUAUCACAAUCCCUGUGGUCCCGCGCAACGAGUGUGCCAAUGCUAUGAACAGCAUGGUCUCUGAGAACAUGCUGUGUGCUGGCAUCCUCGGGGACUCGAGAGACGCCUGCGAGGGCGACAGCGGGGGGCCCAUGGUCGCCUCUUUCCGUGGCACCUGGUUCCUGGUGGGCCUGGUGAGCUGGGGUGAGGGCUGUGGGCACCUUCACAAUUAUGGUGUUUAUACCAAAGUCAGUCGCUACCUCGAUUGGAUCCACAGCCACAUCGGUAAAAAGGAGACCUCCCCCGAGAGCCAGGUGCCUUAGUGCCCUCCCUGCUGGUCUCUCGGCCCUGAAGCCACUUUUGCAGUUGGGCUGGGCAGUUGAGUGGCCAUGUAUGGGACAUUAAAAGGCAUGCCAAAACACA
Molecule: messenger RNA, 1729 nt
Organism: Tupaia belangeri chinensis (Chinese tree shrew)
Lineage: Eukaryota; Metazoa; Chordata; Mammalia; Scandentia; Tupaiidae
Gene: PROC
Product: protein C, inactivator of coagulation factors Va and VIIIa
Exons: 10
Coding region: 88-1629 (513 amino acids)
Biological process (GO): proteolysis; negative regulation of blood coagulation; blood coagulation
Cellular component (GO): extracellular region
Molecular function (GO): calcium ion binding; serine-type endopeptidase activity
Source: RefSeq, a predicted model, not a curated record